Molecule: messenger RNA, 3963 nt
Organism: Macrosteles quadrilineatus (aster leafhopper)
Lineage: Eukaryota; Metazoa; Arthropoda; Insecta; Hemiptera; Cicadellidae
Product: transmembrane emp24 domain-containing protein 6-like
Exons: 4
Coding region: 109-804 (231 amino acids)
Biological process (GO): Golgi organization; intracellular protein transport; endoplasmic reticulum to Golgi vesicle-mediated transport
Cellular component (GO): COPII-coated ER to Golgi transport vesicle; endoplasmic reticulum; Golgi apparatus
Source: RefSeq, a predicted model, not a curated record
CAAGUCAGCGGGAAGGACUUUCUCUUCUCUUUCUGUUUCUCCUUUCCUUCCAUAACAUAACCAUUAAAUUAUUGUUGUUUGCCAAGAUAGUUCGCAUAUGGUUUGAUUAUGGGAUUAUAUUGUGGAUUAUCAUUUCUCAAUUUCAUUGUAAUCUUGUUUCUGAUGGUUUUUGAUACUACUGGGCAACAGAAUGCUGUUAAUUGGUUUGAAAAUCUACCGGCGGUUGCAAUGGACUAUAAAGUCCACAUAGAUCCUGGAAAAGAGGAUUGCUAUUUUCAGUAUGUUAAUCCUGGGGCGACGUUUUAUGUCAGUUUUCAGGUUUUGAGGGGAGGCGAUGGAAUGGCUGGGUUUGCUGUGAGACAUCCUAACGGACAGAUAGUUCAUCCCUAUCAGUGGCGGGCACAUUCUGAUUACCAAGAUCACCAGUCCACUGGCGGUUACUACAGUGUCUGUAUAGAUAACCAAUUCAGCAGAUUUGCUGACAAACUUGUUAACCUCUACAUCACAGUUAUCAGAUACGACCAGUGGGACCAGUAUACCAAGGAAAUGACUGACCUCAACGUCAGUGUAGAAAACUUUACUUCCUCCAUUAUGACAGUAGAAAAGAACAUCAAUGAGAUGUUGCAACACCAGAACCAUCUGCGUGGCUCAGAAGCACGAGACUUCAACCUGAUAUCUGACAAUAACAGCUACGUUCUCAACUGGUCCCUGGCUCAGAUACUGGUCAUCAUAGGCACAACCGUGCUGCAGGUACACUUUGUGCGGCGACUCUUUGAGGUGAAACCCGGCAAAACGAGGGUGUAAACUAACGGCACUCUUGUCAUUGUCUCUUUGGUACAUAUGGUAAAUUAUAUGGAAUUUACCACUGUGAACAUUUAUUUGAUCUGAUAGGUGGUGAAAUUUUGAUUAAAGGAAUUAAGCUAUUGGUCAUGGGAAUUGUUUGAUUUAACAUUUCCUGUCACAACUUUGACUUGUCCUUGUAGUGGAUGAACUGAGUUUUGGUUCUGAGGAUAAGAUAAUGGCGUGAUAAAUCCAAAACCCAGGCCAUACACUUAGAAGUUUGAGCUGUAACAAAUAUAGAAUUAACUAUGGGGUGGAACAAUUUACUAAAUUGUCAAAAACAUUAUUUAUUGCUAAUUGCUACUAAUUACAAAAAAUCCAAAAGUUUACGGAUAUUACCUUUUUUGCUUGUUUGAAAUACUUCACUGUCGAGAGUAUUGUAGAUUUCUGUAUUUUGGUUACCAAAGAGUUAUUUCACAAUGGUUAGAACGGUAAUUGACAGGUGCUCAGCUCGUCUUGUAGUUAGAUUGUCUACAGGACCACUAUCCUGUAGACAUACGUUCAAAUCCCAACUUUUCCCAAUAGAAAUAUACUUUGUGAUAACAAUGUUGUCACCAGGUAGUUUAGAGCCCACAUGAAGCUGUCCACUUAUCAAGUAAAUUAAGGUUUUUUGAAGGCAAUGAUAACUCUCUCUUUAUAGGACCUCUCCCCACACAAGAAGCCAAGCGAUUAAAGAGAACUUUUAUAUGAACAGAAGUUUUCAAUUGCACAUGUCUGAAUAAAUUGUUAAAAUCCUUGGCCUCCUAACCUUUACGUGUUUAGGUUAUUGUUCAAUUUACACAUAAAAUCCUUAUUUUAGUUGGAAUGUCCUGUCUGAAAACCACAAAAAUAAAUUUAUUGCCUAAGAUGGGAAAGUUUUGAGAACUUGCAACACACUAAAGCCGCGUUUACACGAGACCAGCAGGCAGACAGGUUACCUGCCGCAGUUAGUGUAUUUCAAGUUACCUGAGACAACCUGCCUGAAGUACCCUGUCUGUCUACUGUCCUCAUGUAAACGUGGCUUAACACUGAGGAAAAGCUCUUUGCCAUUAAAAAAAUACUUUAAAGACCUGGCUUACAGAGAGACAAUGGCACUAGUUAAUUUUAAUUGUACUGAAAGGCUGAUAUUUGAUCAAGUUUACUAAAACAUAAGUUUCUUCCUGUCUCGUAGGUAUUUAAAUGAUUUUACUUAGUUGUUGUAUUUGGUGUUUUAUGUAAGAACUUAAAAUGUUUAAAACUGGAUCUAAUACUUUGUAUGAACCUCUGAUGUUUAUAAGAGUUAGGUAUUCAAUAUGUCAUAUGUGUUUGUAGUGUUUAUACACUACCUCAAGCCAUUGAAUCAGUUUUAUCAAUGAAAUAACAUUGUACGUAAAAUUCUGAUAACAACACUAUACUCUGCAACCAAAAUAUUUUUUUUUCGUCAGAAAUGCAGUCUUUCAACCUUUUUUCAUGAUGCAUUUAUUACUGUAAGCUGUAUUUAUUUAGGAACAGUUAAAAGAUUAAGUGCGUUUGUAAAAUAUAAUUUAAGACUAUUUAGGCUUAGUGUGACUCAUUUUUGUGUUGAAUUUGUUUUUAAUUCCUAGUUAACUUAUUUUAAAAUCUGUAAUCACUUCUGUAAAACUGUACUCAUUUAAAAUAAUUUUAAGUUGACUUUUGCAACGACUAAGUAGAGCUGUCCAAAAACAAAUGAACAAUCAUAAUAGAUGCAUUACAAACUAAAAUAAAUUAUAAACUAAUUUCUUUCCCACUAAAUUAUUCAUUUUUAAAAGGUCGUGAAAUAAUUAUAAUCUGGUUACUCAAUCAAUAUAGUAUGUUAAUAAAAAACUGAUUUAUUAUAUUGAACUAUGCCGCAAUCUUUAAAUUAAGAUGAUAUAAAACUCAACUUUUUAGGAGGCGGUACUUAAAUCUCAAACUAUUGUAUACUUCCUUUUUAAAAUUGUAUGCUUUUGUAAGAUUUACUAAGCUGUCUUUCCUAUUGGUGUAAGAAAGAAAUAUAAGACUUAGUUCUUAGGACCUUAGCAUCAAUUGUAUUUAAUAUUUUUAUUAGUUCUUGUAUUUAGAGAAGGUAAAAUAUAUAUAUAUAUUUUUAAAUUAUGUGUUUUAAGUAAUGGCUAAUGCUUAUACAGGGUGUUUUUUUAAACAAUACCCAAAAUGAAAGUACCAAGAGACACUAUUUAGGGACAAAAGAAGCUCAUAAGUUGGUAUCCCUGUAUCCUUUGCUCAUUACCAAUCAGCUUAUAUGCAUUGAUGCAUUGUUCCCUACACGCUUUAAUGUUACCGGGAAUUAAUUGUGAAUAAGACUUGAUUGUGGUGUUUUUGCUAGUUCAUAAAGUAUGCAUUUUAAGCCCAGAUUUUUUGUUUUCUACAGAUCCAAUUUAACUUACUAGAAUUUUUAACAUGUCAAUAAAUAGUUGAUUUAUAAGUUAAACACAUGGAAACAUAAUAUCAAAUCUUUCUUGCCAUUAAACCAAUGAUUUACUUUUAAUGUAUCUACAAUAUGCGUUCUACAUGCAUUUAUUCUACAAUACGAUAGCCUACUCCUUGAGCUUGCAAAAACAAAUUUUCAGUCUUUAUCUCUUAACUAGUAUACCUGUUGCUCGAAUUCGAGCAAUUGCUAAGUAUUACUGGUGUUAUUUUAAAAUGAAUAACAAUCAUAAUUUCUGAUGACUUAAAAAGAUUCUACUCAAAGAUUAUGGAAAUACUCAUAUAUUGAUUAUUCGAUUGUUUAAUUAGAUAUAUCGUUUGGUUAGUUAGGUUAGGCCUAAACUAACCUAACUAACCAAACUAUAUAUAGUUAAAAUACUAUACCUCAACCUCGCCAUUAAACAUUCAGGUUGGAAAUUUCCCUAUCAAAGGUGCUCUUGUCCUGUCCGUACGGACCAUUGAGUAUACGCGCUACCAACUUAUGAAUAAUUGUUUGGGCCUACGAACCCAAGAGAUGGGCAAUUGGUGUAUUGGCUGUAUGGUCCAGCGAGCAGCACGACAGAAUACAUUAAAAUGAUUCGGAUCUUGAUAGGAGAAGGCCGCGUAAAAUGGCUCUUGGGCCGAGACAGACGGAAGACAGACAGAAAUUGAGAUGAGCAUUGUUUCGGCUUCUGAAAUGUAUAAUAAUAAAACGUAAAAAUAACCCAAAAAUUCAUGAUU